Messenger RNA from Salvelinus sp. IW2-2015, 2308 nucleotides. Its product is annotated as zinc finger protein 782. The record is from RefSeq and is a predicted model, not a curated record. Lineage: Eukaryota; Metazoa; Chordata; Actinopteri; Salmoniformes; Salmonidae.
CGGGGAGAGACCCUCUACAUCAGGAGAACCUGAGCAACACCAGAUGAAAUGCAGAAYGAGGCAGAAAAAGACCCACCCAUGCCCAGAUUGUGGGAAACACUGCCAGACAUUAUCGGCACUACAAAUACACAUGAGAACCCACACAGGAGAGAAGCCUUACGCUUGCUUUGUGUGUGAGAAAACGUUCAUUAUUAGACAAGCUUUGAAAACACACCAGCGAACACACACAGGAGAGAAGCCUUAUACCUGCUCUGAGUGUGGGAAGGGUUUCGCUCAUCAAUGUAGUUUGAGAUACCACCAAAAGAGGAAUUCUGAACAGGUUAAAACAGACCCGAAUGAGAAGAUGACCUGCUGCUGUGGACAAGAGUUCUCCUCAAAGUGCGUUCUGGAGGUUCACUUGAAGACGGACACUGGAGCCAAGCCUUACACCUGCUGUGUGUGUGGCAAGAGGUUCAAUAAAGAAUCRUUAAAAGAACACCAGAGAUCCCACACAGGAGAGAUGCCUUACUCUUGCUCUUUCUGUGGCAAGGGUUACUAUCACAAACCGGCUUGGAAAGCCCACGAGCGAACACACACCGAGGAGAAGCCCCUGUGCUCUGUGUGCGGACGGACCUGCUCUAGUAAAUAUACGUUAAAAGUCCACGAGCGAACACACACAGGAGAGAUGCCUUACCUCUGCUCUGAGUGUGGCAAGGGCUUCAUCAGUAAAGGACUCCUGAUGACCCACGAGCGAUUCAACUGUUCUGGGGGAGAGGAACGACAGCGAGCAAAGAGAUUUCACAAGUGUCCGGACUGUGGGAAGGAGUUCACACAAGCAAACAAACUGGAGAGACACAUGAGAACACACACAGGAGAGAGGCCUUACCAGUGCUCUGUGUGUGGGAUGAGSUUCAACCAGAAAGGRAAUCUCAAAACGCAUUUUAAAGUGCACACAGGCAGGGAUCCCAGUUUUCUGCCUGACAUGGACAUGAGGACGACUCUUCAGAAGCAGCGAAACAACCUCGGACAACAGACAUGAUGUUGGGAAACCACAACGCUGCCUGAAUCAGAUUGGCAAGGAGGGAACCCACAAUCUACCGGCACCACAAAACCCAACACCCACCGGCACCACAAACCCACAACCAUCCGGCAGCGCAGAGGGAGGGAAGCCACCACCUCCCGUCAGCACAGAGGGAGGAAACAUCCCUCCACCUCCCGGCACCACAGAAACCCACCAUGUCCCCCAGGGGAGAAAAAACACUAUCUCUGCCCUGAAUGUGGCAAGACCUACACCCGGGAAUACGACCUCCGAGUCCACCUCAGAACGCACACAGGAGAGAGACCGUACCAGUGCUAUGACUGCGGGAAGGCCUACGUCCGGAAAAACAAUCUCCAACAACACCGGCGGUCACAUGCUCCCAAGCCCAUGGGACCGACCCGCCAUUUAGGCAGACCACCCAGGGUGGGCUCUAGUAGUGGAAGGUCUAACCAAUCACCCAGGGUAGGAAGAGCUAAGCAAAAAAUACAUACAUCAAUGAAAUAUGAGAGACUCAUGCCCUUACCGCAGAUGGAGAGAGGACACUGGCAGUACUGGCACCUUUAAACAUGGGGCUGGGUCCAUAUCUUCAUCCCAAAUGGCACGCUAUUCCCUAUAUAGUGCACUACUUUUGACCAGGCCCAUAUGGGAACCUUAAGGGCUCUGCUGAAAUGUAGUGCACUAUAUAGGGAUAGGAUGCUAUUUUGGACACCACAAUGCCUCUUAUGACUACAGAAUCGUUCUUCUUUUGGUGUGUGCUCAUGUCUGUAUGCACUCACGUAUUUGUGUGUGUGUUGUUGGUCAGUACAAUACAGCCACUGUGUUGUGUAAGAUAAUCAUACUAUGUAUCCUGUGCAUUUUAUUUCAUAUAUCUUAUUUUACUUAUUGAAGCUAUCAUGAUACUAAGAAAUUACUUGCAUUUCAAUAACGCCAUGGUCCAAUGAAUGAACAUUUGGGGGAAAAACGUCUCUCCUUUAUUACCCUUAUCCAGGACACGACACACCGACGUCACAGAUGCGCGACUCUUUCGGCGGCAGUAAGAAAGCAUUCAACAUAGCUAGAUUGACGUUCUUAUUACUUCUAAACAAAAUACACUUUUUGGGGUUCUUAUAGUUACAAUGAUGUUUUCAUUCUUUCGUGAACAGUCGCUAAGAUUAUAUUUGGUUGUGAUCUUUGCAAAAUAACUAUUUGGAUGUAGCAGUUGUUAGCUGGAAUGCUAACGCUCAUUGAUUAUGGCCUGUCGCAAAAGCUAGCCAAAAAACAUUUUACUGGUUGAAGUUUACGUGUUUAAGU